CUUCAAAGAUCUAAGUGGUAAAUUUGAAGUUGCUAAUAGUAAUACUAUAUUAAGAAGUAACAAGUUACUGCCAAAAACAGUCUUUACAGAGAAUACACGUCCUUGUGACAAAGAGACAUUUCUUGGAGAAAACUGUGGCAACACCUGAAACGAUGAAGUCAGUUACAUCAUUAUCAGGAUCAAGAAAAAAAAAUAAAAAAAUGAAAGACAUAUUAGACCUUUUGACAAUGCAGUCGAAAGCCCGAUAUUUAUGUUCUAUUGAUUCAAUUAUCAGAAAGUAUGAAUACUUGGCACAACAAGAAGAAAUUGCUGAUGAGAUUGAUCUAUACAAAUUGGAGAUUGCAGAAGACAGGGGCUUUGUAAGAAAGAUACAAGAUGGAAGACUGGGGUUUAUAACUAGUGCGAGAUUUGAGAAAACACCAGAAGAAAAGCUCUGUUUCAAAGAAUUGAAACAACUGGCAUUUGAAAGAAAACAGUCUUCACAAAACUUGCAUUCCAAAAAAAGACAUGCAUAUCAUAAAAAGACAAAGGGAAAAUCCAGUGCAAGAUUAAUUUCCAACUUUGAUUUGGAGUCACCUGAAAGUAUCAUCUAUAACAAAGGUUUCAAAGAAGACAGCACAAAAGAACUGACUUUUUCUGGAACAGACACGUACAAAAAAUCAAAAGAAAAAACUAUAAAUGAUUCAUCAGAAGCUUUAAACACUGAUUUUCAACAAACACCAGUAAAGGAACCAGUUAUAAAUCAAAUAAAACUUUCAUCUUGGGAAGAAUUCCUUUCAGAAAGUAUUAAGGAAGGUUACUUGUCAGCUGAUAAUGAUAACUUCAGUAAUUCAUCAACCACAGGGUUUAAUGAGUUGUCUAGUACUGAAAAUCUGACAUUUUCUGAAAUGGAUAAGUAUAAAAUAACAGAAGAACAAAGUGAAAAUGGCUCAUCAGUCAUUUGUGGCACUGCAUUUAAACAAACACCAGUAGGAGCACCAAAUAUUUUAUGUGGUACAAAGAACCUAUUUUAUUCUCAAAAGAAUGAAUCUGAACAAGGAAGAGAAAAAGAAUCCAAGCUCAUUGAGUCUAAAUUAAUGAGAAAGGUAAAAGACUUAUCAAUUUGCAGUCAAAAUAGCCCUGACAGAGAACAUACACCAAUUAGCCCAUCAUUGACUUCAUCCAUUUCAAGGACUCGAUUAUAUCACCCAAGGCUGCCAGAUCCCUGUAGACUGGAACCAUCUUUCUUCAAGAAAGUACACAACAGUCACACAGAUGAUUUUUUUUAUACUAGUGUUUCAGAUAAUGAUACUUCUCAUUUUAACCAUCUUGGCUCAUACAGCAAAAUUCAGAGAAAAUAUUCUGCAGCACCUUAUGACAAAAAUUCAAGAGAUUUAUUUGAAAAAAGUGAGUCAUACUGUUCAAAUAUGCUGACACUCAAUUGUCCAAGUGUGAAAGGAAAUCCACAUUCACAGUUCAAGACUCAAGUGGAUAAUGACUUAUGUCAAAAACAAUAUCCCAUCAGAAGAUCCCAAAUAUUAGAGUCUCCAGGCACUCCAUUGGUUGGAAGUCAGAAUAAUAAUAAUACAAAAUCAGAUUCUCAAAUUCAACUUGAUACAGUUGGAGAUGUGCUUACUAAACACUUUCCAGUGAAUGAGUAUUCUGUUAAAGCAUCUGAAAACGUAAGUCAAAGCGAUGACAGUGUGAUAGAAAUGAUUCCUAAUCAUAAUAUUACAUUCACAUCUUGUAGCUUUUCACCACACUCUAAAAGGAACCUUCUGAAAGAUUCAGAGAGUUGUAUUACAUUUAUUUCUAAUAAAACAAAGAACAGUAAAGAAAAUCAUAUUUUAUCUUCUCCCGAUAUUGUACAGUGUGACUUUUCACCAAUUUUAGCUGGUGAGUCCAAUGGGUUUGAUACUUUGAAACCGUUGCAAAAAGACAGAGAAAAACCACAACCAAAGCCAUUUCCAAAUGUUACAGAGAAUUAUAAAAUGUUUAGUAAACAUCAGAUGAAAAUAGGUCUUUUUCAUAAAUUCAGGAGUUUAGAUGAAAAUGGAUUAAUUCAUUCUUUAAACUCCCAGAAAGCCUACAACACUGAUUCUCUGAAAACAGCAGAAUAUUCAAAAAUCAGUGUUAAUAUCCCCAAUCUGAUAAAUAGCAACAGAAGUCUAACUCUAACAGAUAAUAUAUCAAAUAGUGUGGUAUUAAAAAGCAAUUCAUCUAUGAGAAGUAACCCAUUUUCUGAUUCUCUCAGUUAUCAAUCCUCAGAAGUGUUAGAACAUUGUCAUCUUGGAGAUUCUUUCUUGACAUUACAAGACUCUAGUAUAGAAGCCAUUAAAGGUUUUUCUCCUUCUGUAGGUCUCAAAAAACUUUCUUUGCAUACACCUAAAAAGAGAGAAUUUUCCACCUCAAAGUUAAAAACUAAUGACUCUCUAAUUGAUAAUUCUAUUAGAAAGUCCCCUAAAAAAGAAAUGCUUUUGAAAUAUGGCAAAGGUUCUAAAAGAUCACUUACUGAAAACUUUUUCUUGAUUUGAUUAGUUUACUAAGGUCUUAUCAAAAGACUAGUGAAUAUUUCCACUUAAUGUAAUUGGAACAUUUACUUUGCUUAUUUGCA
Messenger RNA from Limulus polyphemus (Atlantic horseshoe crab), 2593 nucleotides. RefSeq lists its product as uncharacterized. Lineage: Eukaryota; Metazoa; Arthropoda; Merostomata; Xiphosura; Limulidae. The coding region runs from base 153 to 2513 and encodes 786 amino acids. The transcript has 6 exons. Gene Ontology annotation, molecular function: histone binding. The record is from RefSeq and is a predicted model, not a curated record. Gene Ontology annotation, cellular component: nucleus.